Messenger RNA from Hyalella azteca, 2580 nucleotides. Its product is annotated as DEAD-box ATP-dependent RNA helicase 20. Gene Ontology annotation, molecular function: RNA binding; RNA helicase activity; ATP binding. The transcript has 11 exons. Bases 103 to 2229 code for a protein of 708 amino acids. The record is from RefSeq and is a predicted model, not a curated record. Lineage: Eukaryota; Metazoa; Arthropoda; Malacostraca; Amphipoda; Hyalellidae.
CAUGUUCAGAAUAGUUCAUGCCAUAGUCUUGAGGUGUCGUUUCAAUAAGAUCAUCAAUAAAUUUUUCUAGCUAUCAAUUUCCAAAUAACUUUCCUGGUGAGAAUGUCACGUGGACGUUUCAACUCUCGUCGGAGAGGAGGUUUUGAUCAGUUUAUGAUGAACGGAGAGUUUUUGAGAGUUUCAGAUGAAACAUGCAACAAGCUUAAGCACAUACCUUGUACUGCUGCAGCUGAAGAAACUCCUGCCAUUGCAAUAGACUGGGAAGCUAAGAAAAGGGAAGAUGAAGAACAUAGUCGCAAGUUGUAUGAAGGUCUGCCUCCAGUAAAAAGAGACUUCUACAUUGAAGAUCCUGAAGUUGCCAGGCUCUCUAAAGAAGAAGUUGCCAAGAUCAGGUUUGAGAACCGGCAGAUCAGCGUGUCGUUCCGUGAAGCUGAAGAGUGCUUGGAUGCACCCAACCCUGUGACGACGUUCCGCCAGGCCUGGCAGCACUUCCCUGACAUCUUGGAGCUGCUCGAGGGUCGCUAUGAGAAGCCUUCGCCCAUCCAAAUGCAGCUCUGGCCCGUGCUGCUCCGGGGCCGCGAUGCUAUUGGCAUUGCUCAGACUGGAACCGGUAAAACUCUGGCAUUCCUGCUACCUGGAUUGGUGAACAUUCAAAACCAAGACCCUGAGACCAAGGUAUUCACAGGUCCCCGCAUGAUCGUGAUCGCACCCACCCGAGAACUGGCGCUUCAGAUUGACGAUGAGGUCAACAAACUACAGUACAGCAAGAUCAAAAGUGUGUGCGUGUACGGACAAGGAGACCGCGGGACGCAACUGAGGAAGCUCGCUGAUGGCGCGAUGGUCGUGGUGGCCACGCCAGGGCGGCUGGCCGAUCUGCUGCGCUCGCAGGAGGUGGACCUGCGGCGCGUGUCCUACGUCGUGUUCGACGAGGCCGACCGCAUGCUCGAUAUGGGCUUCCUGUGCCACCUCUCCCUCAUACUCAACUCCGUCAGGAAGGAUCGCCAGUUCGUAAUGACCAGCGCUACCUGGAACUCUGACAUCCACCACAUCGCCAAGUUCUACCUCACGGAUGAGAUUAUGGUGCGCGUGGGCGAGCGCGAGCUGAAGGCCACCUACACCGUCACUCAGGACGUCAUCGUGUGUGAGGAGGAUGAGAAAAAUGCUAAGCUGCUGGAGUUCUUAGAUACGCGGACGCCUGAUGACAAAGGUCUGGUGUUCGUCAACAGACGCUUGUCGUGCGAGCCUCUCUUCUCGACCAUCUUCGAACAUUUCGCGUCCAAGAAGCGCCCGUUGCUUUGGGAGCCUACGACGCUGUACGGCACCAUGCACCAGGAGGCCAGGGAACAAUCCCUCGACAUGUUCAGGAGGAGUGAAUCCAGGCUGCUUAUCUGCACUGACGUCGCCGCCCGUGGCCUCGAUGUCAUCGAUGUCACCUACGUGAUCAAUUACGACCUGCCGAGGAACCUCGAGGAGUACGUGCAUCGAGCUGGGCGCACGGGGCGGGCCGGCCGCUCGGGCUACGCGCUCACCUUCGUCACCUGGAGCGACCGUCAGCUGAUCCGACCCUUCAUGGAUAUUCUGAAUCGCUCCAACGCUCCCGUGCCUUCUGAGCUCGUUAGAAUGGCCGAUCGGGCCGACCGCGCGAAGGCUCGUCGGGAUAACGAAGGUGGCGGUCGAGACCGACGUGGUGGUGGUUUUGCUGGAGACAGAAAUCGGGGGAGGGAGAACUCAUCCUCCCGCGGUGCCUUCAGCGGCUCGUCCUACAGAAAUGAGACCCGAGGAACUUCGUAUCAAAGUGGAUCUUCGUAUGAUGAAUACAAAAGUGCCACUUUGCAUUGCCCCAUAAAGAAGAGAAAUGACUACUCUUCUCAAUCUAAUGCCUGGUUUGACAACCAUCAAGAGACGCCCAACAGCGAUGCAAUGUCGAUUAAUAAGCAUCAGACUUCCUCAUGCGCUGAAAUAACUUCGGAGAAAACCAUGACAUCUUCUGACUGGAUCGAAGACUCCUCAGCGCCUACCUCAUCAUUUCCGGUUAUGCAUGACAACUAUUCGGAUCUGAAAGCGCAAGGCCAAUUUCGAUCAAAUCGACCAAAAUUUCAAGACUCGCAUCGUCGGGUGCAAAAUCGCGGUAAUAAAAGCCCAGCUGCUCCAGGUUGCAUGGCGGCUCUGUCCAACCAAAUGUCUGGUGUCAAAAUCGGUCAAGAGAAUGAAGAAAUCUGGGGCGAAUAAGUGAACUGUCGAUUUCAUUUUGAUUUAACGAGAUAGGAAAGUUCCGAUUCCUACGGUACUGCUUUUUUGCAUCGUGAACCGAAUAAAUCUGCGAGGUUAUUAUUUUAGCUGAAUGUUUUCCUCUACUUGAAGUUUGGAAUUUCAUUGUCAUCCUAUUUAUUUGCAGUAAUUUUCUUUAUUUCUACGCUAAGAUCGUAAUCCAUGUUGUAAGGAUAGCUAAACGAUACAGGAUAAAACUGCGUAUAUAUUUUGUUAGUACAGUGAGCAUUGAAUUUGCAAGUUGAUUUUUUUUUGUGUUAGAGGUGCUGUUUGCAUUACUCUGUUAACUGACUAGAAUAAAUGAUUGCUUUG